This is a messenger RNA of Dentiscutata heterogama, 236 nucleotides long. Lineage: Eukaryota; Fungi; Glomeromycota; Glomeromycetes; Diversisporales; Gigasporaceae. The record is from the annotation of a GenBank genome assembly.
UUUCUAAUAGAAGUGAUGUUAAAUUAUUAGAAACUCAAGCUCAAGCCCGUUUGUCUCUAUUACUAUCUGGUGCAACUAGCAUAUCUCACCAGUUUCUUAUAUUUUGCCCCCAAGGAGGAUAUGUGAAUAUGUAUCCUUAUACUAAUCUUUAUACUCUUUUCAGUAAUAAUCCUAAUCAAAUUAUUAUUCAUAUACUUGUAGAACAAUUACCAGGAUCAGAAACACAAAUUAUUUAG